Schistocerca gregaria is the source of this 5238-nucleotide messenger RNA. Its product is annotated as transmembrane protein 245. Lineage: Eukaryota; Metazoa; Arthropoda; Insecta; Orthoptera; Acrididae. The transcript has 15 exons. The record is from RefSeq and is a predicted model, not a curated record. The coding region runs from base 148 to 2829 and encodes 893 amino acids.
UCUCUUAUCGUCGGAUUGUUGGCUGCACUGUGUGUCACAUUUUGUCGCAGUGUGGACAGUGUGUUGUUGCGUCAGGUUUAAAUUUAGGAAGUGGGUGUAACUUCGCUCGCCGUAUGAAUCCAAGAGAAUAACGCCCUAAGCUUAAUCAUGGCACAGAAUACGUCUAGUGCUGAACUCAUUACAUCUCCCUUGGAUAAUGUCUUUAGUUUUUUAGGUGGAUUACCCCAGGGCCACGAGAAAGCUCUAAAGCAAGCUCUAUACAAUGCCCUUGCCCUAUUUUUUCUGUUUGUUUGUUGCAUUGCGGGAGUGGCAUUGUUUUACGUUUUGGAACCUUUUAUCAAACCUUUAAUAUGGGCUCUUUUAUGUGGUUCCGUGCUGCAUCCUUUCAAGUAUUCCUUGUCUACCGCAAUGCAGGGAUGGAUUGAUUCAUUAUCAGCUUCGUCAACGCCAUUGAUAAUUGGCAUUGUUUUAGCACCUAUCAAGAUAGUUGAUAACUUAUCUGAAAUAAUUGGCGAUGUUACUGUUAAAUACAUAAAUUACAUUGUAGGAUUUUUUGCUAGCGUUUCAAUUUUGCUUUUUGUGUACUACUACACUCCAAGUUUUAUGGUAUGUCUGAUUCUUCGUCUUGGAUUCUUCGCUAGUCGAGCAGUUUCUUUUAUUAUAGGAUUAGUUAAUCAGUAUGUGGUUUUUGCAGCCAUUAUGGGAUACAUCGUAAUGGUGAAAAUGUCUUGGAAACGUGAGAUAGCACGACAGUUCUGUAUGAUGUCUUAUGGUGUUUGGCUUCUGGUUACGUGCUAUGUCUCGGGAUUUGCUGGUCCAUACAGAGUUGCAGUAUUUUUUACCAUAGUAUUGUUAUUACUUAUGGGUCUGGCUUAUCAAGUAAUGAGUGUGCACAGUGCAGUGAAGUCCAGAGGUCAUGGAGUCUCCGUUGUGGAAGCCAUGAAAUUAGCAUUGGAGAAUGUAACUACAGAAAAGGUACUAGGGAAGGCAGAAAGAGAAGAGAAAGAAGAUACUGAUGAACCUCAGCUCAAGACUGUGGAAGAAACUGUGGAAGAACUUGAAGAAAAAACUGAAGACUCAAAGAAGGAAUCAACUGAAGUUAAGGCAGAAGAAAUGGAUAUGUAUUCACCAAACCGGGAGCAAGAACACGUUCGAUUUUCAAAAGUGUCAGAUGUUAAUAAUAUGCGGAUGUUGCGAUACUUAAGAAGACUACAAUUCAGAGAAAGUCAUCCAUUGCAUAUGCAAGAGCAGAAGAAACCUUUCAUCACAAGUCAGACAUAUCUAUGUUUACUAGCCUGGGCUUGUUCUGCACUUAUUGUAUGGAGAUACAUUUCAUUCUUCUCAAUCAUCAUUCCACCCCUGUUCAUCAUCUACUUAGUUAAACGACUUGGUCACUAUUUUGGAGUGUGGGCUAUACUGAAAGACAAUAUAUACAUACUAUACAGCUCAGUUGAAAACUGGUGCAACGAGCGGCUAAAUGCUCUGUUUCCUGCUCCUGUGAUCGGCCUAUACAAGAUAUUUCUCAGGUGUAAUGAAAAACUUGUGGAAGCGAUUAAAAACCUAAUCGACACUGCUGCAAGCAUUACUGUAAUCCUGGCAUUAAUCAUAUUUUUGUGCUGUACUUCAGUUUUUCUUGCACUUCAGGUAUAUGCAGAAGGUAUAAAUCUGGUACAAAUAAUGGGUAGUGCUAUCAAUAAUACGUUAGUGAAGAAUUCGCAAUUGUCAGAACUCCUUCCUAAAGAUUGGGAACAACAGGUUGAUACUCUGGUGGACAAUGCGUAUGUGUAUGGACGUGAAGGCAUAUCAAAGCUGGUCAAAGGCUGGUUGAAGGAUGUGGAGCCCCAGAAAGGAGCCCAAUUGGAAAGCCAGUUUCUUGAACUGUGGGACAGGACAUACCAGGCAUGGAUGAGCUCUGGAACGGAAGCUUCAUUUGUUGGGCCAACUGUGUCAACUGGGGCAAUUACCAUGUCUUGGGAAAGUGUGAUGGACAGUGUUCAUAAGGUUCCAGAACUUUUCAAUCUUAGUGCACUUUUUACAUUUGCAAAAGAAAAUGUAGAAACUUUAAUUACACUUUUGGAGUCUAUAUGGACAAUACUGAAAGGCAACGUAUCACUUGCAUUCGACUCAUUUACUGCAUUGUUUGCAGUACUAUUUGGAGGUGGAACAGCUGUUAUAAACUUCUUUGUUAACUUGAUAGUUUUCUUCACAGCACUGUUUUACCUCCUGAGUUCUAGUGGACAGGAGUACAAACCAGUUGAUCUCAUACGGAGCUUCAGCCCAGAUAGUGGCAGUAGGUUUGCUGUUGCACUUGAAGAUGCUGUCGCAAGUGUGUUCAAGGCAUCAUUCAAAAUGGCACUUUUCCAUGGGUUAUGGACUUGGCUCAUCCAUAAUUUAUUUGAAGUCACAGUUGUGUAUAUACCAACUGUAAUAGCAACAAUAUUAGGAGCUGUACCUUUUCUGGGAACCUAUUGGGCAUCUAUACCAGCAAUUUUUGAUCUCUGGUUCAAUCAAGGACGCCAAAUCAGUGCAGUACUGAUGUUAGUGUGUGAAAUGUUGGUUACUAGUGUGGUUGAUUCAGCAAUAUAUCAGGAGAUAACAGGGACGGGGCACCCAUAUUUAACAGGUCUCUCAGUGGCAGGUGGAAUUUUUUUGAUGGGGGUGGAGGGUGCUAUUGUGGGACCCAUCCUGUUAUGUGGCGUGUUCCUUGCAAUUAAUAUGUCCAGUACACUAAUGAAUGAAGCGUCAAGUUCUGAUACCCGGAUUUCUGAACAUCUGUGCCACAUUACUGACAUUAGUUCAAUCAGUCAUAUCAGAAGCAAAACUCAGUGAUGCAGUAUACUUGCCACAUGUUGAAGUAGAAAACAGCAACCAAGAUGUACGGCCUAGGAGGACCCUCUGCUUCGUAGUGUCAGUGAACUGAUACUGCAUGAUUACAGUAACUGUAGAGAUACUCUGACAAAUUAUUUUUAAUUUGUGCAUAACGCUUUAUACAUCCAAGGAAAUGAAGAAUCGUUUCUGUGUUGUUUGCAGUACAUUUUUUGUGCUUUGAACACUAUCAGCAAAGUAACUUCUGCAAACUGCUGGCUGAACAGCUGGAGGUAACUGUUCUAAGUUAUGAAGCAUAAAUUAUUUUUGUAAAUGAUUGGAAUGAUUGCUAUAUCAGUAGUACACCUGUAACACUAUAAUACUACACAAAACUGUAAAUAUAUUCUUCUAUUGACAGGAAGAAUUAUAAUGUUUUUCUGUGCAAUGCAUAGUUUAAGAUAUUUAAUUUGCUGCGUAAUUGGGAUUUAUGUCAGUGCUGCAAGACUGUUUAUAAAUUCAGAAGAUUUGGUUUAACUUGAUGUCCAUCCCAAAAAUGAUAUUUUAUUUCCAAUGUGGAAUUAAUUGUGCAUGCAACGAAAGAAACAACUGGCAGUCAGAGCAAUUCAGAAAAGUAAAUGACCAAAUAUUUCAGUGUCACACUGUUUUCCCUCCUUUUCACUCUUAUCAUUUUAAUAAGAGGGAAUUGAUUGCAUGGACAGCAAGAUGUAACAAGGAACUUAAUUUGUGUCUACUUCAAUCAUUUAGCACCUCAAUAUUAAUAAACAUAUCUGUUGAAUGUAAAUGCAGCCUCAGUCCUACUGAUCACUACAGUCAUCCGUCGGAUUUCUCUACUGGAAAUUACUUAUAGUUUUAAAGUCUCUUCAUGGUACACAUCUUACAUUCUGUUGUGGCUUCUCAUUAACUAUAAUAACAUAGCUAUAUGUGUUUCAGAAUAUCUUAAGAGAGAUGAGAGAAUUGCAGUCCCAUACCUCUUGAAACCAUUUCCAUGGUAUGCAAGUAAUGAACAGUAGUUAGCAUGCUUUGUAACUGCUAGUUGUUCCAAAAAUGUCAUCCUUGUAUUAUAUUUUUAUUGGCAAGAAUUUACUGUACAUUUUAGGAAAUUAUGAAUUUAAUGUUUGUGACAUUAUUGGCGAUAUGCAUAUCAUCUGCUGUUUAAAAAUGUGCAUGAAAACUGCCAGAAGUAUCUGGUAAAAAUUAGUUUGGCAUAUUGAACUUAUCGGAGUUCUAAAUAUUUGUGCAGAGCUUAGUAUUCCGUCUUUCAGAUUUAUUACUUUAUUACAGCUAAUGGUGUGAUUGGCCAAAGUUAACCAUGUUAAGUAUAGAAUCAAAUCACUGGUAGAGGGGCCUGCAGUGUUUUUGGCAGUGUAGUCAUCAACAAAGAAUGAUUAGAGCAACAAUCCAUGAGCUUUGGGGCAGUUUAUAUAAGUUCUGGUUUAUGUGCAUAAUAUGAGGGUAACUGAAUCUAUCAUCUACCAGUGUAAAAAAAGGAAAGGGAGCACAUAUAUGUAUUAUACACCUUAAAAAUGUUUAGUUUGAUUUUCUGAUUAAAGAAAAGAAGGUUUUUGUAGUCCUGGAAUGUAAAUGUAAUCUGAAAAUAUUUUAUUAAUUUAAAGCUUUUGGUAGAUUCCACUUUGGACUUUUUGUGGACAUUCUAAAAUAAUUGCUUGACUGCUUCAUUGCUAAUACCUAAGCAUUUUCCCCAGAAAAAAUAUCAUUAUUGGAAACUGGGAAAGAAUCAAGAUUCUCAGCCAUGCUCUGUUACAAACCAUUGUGUUUAAACUAAUGCACUCUUAUAAAUGGAGUGUGAAACAUAAAAGAUUGAGUGAAAUACUGUAAAUUUGUUUGGAAAUAUGUUCUGCAAUUUCAAAUGCACAUUUUUGACUUAUAUGGUCUUACCAAAGUUAUUUUCAAUUGGCUUGAUGUGUUGGCUGUGACAGAAUGUAAUGACAAUUGUUGUGGAUAUACAAUUGCAUUUUUGAUAAAAAUGUUGUUACUGUAUUUUUAAAGUUGAAUAUGAAAUGUUUUAACUUCAUUUGUAAUUAGGAAGAACUGUUGAUAUUAGUUUCUAGGAAUGAUUUUGGCUUCACAAUGCUCACAUCUUAUUGUAUGUUUGUGUUGCUUUGUAAAGUUUGUUUCCUUCAUUUGGCAAAGAGUGAUGUUUUAAAAUGAGAAUAUUUAAGAACUGCCGUAAAUAUUGCUUUUAACCUAAAGGAUGUUUUAUUCUAAUAUGUACUUUCCAUGUUGUAGAUGAAUAAACUUUACAUAGUUUUUUAUUUUGUAAAAGUUUUAAUAACUAAAUAAUGUGGCUGUGUCUUUUUUUACGUGUUCCUCGUUUAUUUCUGUGAAUUUGCUGAUGUAGAAAAUUAUUGUAGUUUUAAAAUAAAAUUGAAAUAAAUUGUGUGUUAUAAUUAU